Molecule: messenger RNA, 1425 nt
Organism: Malaclemys terrapin pileata
Lineage: Eukaryota; Metazoa; Chordata; Testudines; Emydidae
Gene: C5H4orf46
Product: chromosome 5 C4orf46 homolog
Exons: 2
Coding region: 112-411 (99 amino acids)
Source: RefSeq, a predicted model, not a curated record
UCCGCCCCUCGGGUAGGGGGCGGGGCUAAUGAGUUGCGCGCGCGCGCUGCAAAACCGGUUGAUUUCAAGGGAUCGUUUUGCUGCGGCCGUUCCGAGCCCGAGGCAGGGACCAUGGCCGAGGCGGGGCCGGUGCAGCCCGUCUCCCCCGGCGCCGGGCCCAGGAGAAGCCGGAGCGGCAGCAGCGGGGCGCGGCCGCUGGAGCAGCUCACUGACCCGCGGGAGUUGCUGGAGGAGGUGGAGAUGCAGAUCGAUGACGCUGCGUUCUCGCUAACUAAGAUCCUUGAGGCAACAUCUGCUGUGUCAGCCCAGGUAGAAGAACUCGCAACUAAAUGUUCAGAAAAUGCCCGAUUUCUUAAAACGUGGCGGGAUCUUCUGAAGGAAGGGUAUGAAUCUCUGAAACCCAGUGACUGACACUGUGCAAACACACACAGGAGGAAAUCUGAAGAGGGUACCUGGGCAAGCUGAAGUUGAAUCAUCCCACAGCAUUUUCACUUUGUUACCCUUGUCUUGUAAUGACAGGACUUGGCUCUCGGCCAUGCUGGGUUAAGGAACGUCUGUAUAAAUGAAGACUUUAACAACUUUUUUGUGCUUUUUUUCUUGAUGGCUUAACAGGGCUUUUCAUCAACUACCCACCUUCAAGGAAAUGUUUUGUUCUGUGCGCUAGCUGUUUCUAUGGAGAAAUGCCUGUUGAUACUGGUGCAUGCAUGAACAUCAUUCAGAAUCUGUUGAAUAAUAGAAUAGACUGUUUUAGUUUGGCUUGGGAAGAGGGACCAAAUUUGGAUUUUUAAACUGUUGGUUUCUUUGCAGUUCUAUUGAUUAUCAAGUACAAAUGAAAUGUACUAAAUGAAAUUAUUAAUGUUACACUUGUGUUCAGAUACUAUACAUAGGGAAAUAUCUGAUACCUCUCUAAUUGACCACUGUGAUUCUGUAAAUGAAGAAUUCCCCAAGUGGUGUAAUCACUUGCAGACAGCUAUAUUUUUGUUACCCCCCCGUCCUUCAGGAAUGUAUAUAAGCUUGUCACUGCCAAAAUAAGUCUUUUUAAAAUCUUGUUAAUCAAACGAGACUCCUUGUGAAACUUUCUGCCCUCACUUAUACCUGUAUAAACUCCAUCCUUACUCUGCCAUUUAACAGGUAUUAAUAUAGAUAUAACUGAGUCUAGAACUUGGUCUCUCAUUUUUAAGACUGUAGCCCAGCUCCCUCCCUACACUGACAAUCAUCUUAGCCAGUUUUUCAAUACUUUUCUACAUAGUUGCAUUUUUACAGAUUAUUUGACCACUGUAAACCCUUCUACACCUGAUAUUUUUAUGUAUUUUGGUUACUAAACUAUAUUUAAAGUGCCUUAUUGUGUGCUUAGAUCAUAUUUUCCUUACGAUAGAAACUCAGCUGUAUUGUGUAUUAAAAGGUUGAGUUGCUAUUUGACAUAUA